GUAAUUUUCUUUCGAUCAACAAAAUCCGAUUAGAAAUACUAACUAGGUACUUCAACGAAACAAAAAAAACAGGCGAAAUCUGUAAAAAGAAGAAGACGGUUGUAAACAGCUGAGGCAUUUGGAUCAAGCUCCGACGACCUGCCACCGCCACCAUGAUUCACUUUGUUCUUCUCAUUAGCAGACAAGGGAAAGUGAGAUUGACAAAAUGGUACUCACCGUAUUCUCAAAAGGAAAGGACAAAGGUUAUCCGGGAGCUUAGUGGUAUGAUUCUCACCCGAGCCCCUAAACUGUGCAACUUUGUUGAGUGGAGGGGAUACAAAGUUGUUUACAAAAGGUAUGCUAGCCUUUAUUUCUGCAUGUGCAUUGACCAGGAUGAUAAUGAAUUGGAGGUCCUCGAAAUUAUCCAUCAUUUUGUUGAGAUACUAGAUCGCUACUUUGGAAGUGUUUGUGAGCUGGACUUGAUCUUUAAUUUCCAUAAGGCAUAUUAUAUAUUAGAUGAAAUCCUGAUUGCUGGUGAACUUCAGGAGUCGAGUAAGAAGACAGUUGCACGCUUAAUAGCUGCACAGGAUUCUCUGGUGGAGGCAGCCAAGGAGCAAGCUAGUUCCAUCAGCAAUAUGAUUGCUCAAGCAACAAAAUGAGGAUGUGCUGGACUUAGACUUGUUUGGAGAUAUCGGGUUUUAGAAAUUGAUGGUGCUGUUGUGAUUUCGUUAAGUCUCAGAUAGCAUUGCAUUUGUGGAAAAAAUACGAUCAGGAUGAUAUUAAGCCGGAUAGUAUGUAUCGGUAUCGGCGUUGCGAUAACAUGAAUGUUUUUAGUGAUUUGUUUUCAAUCGGAACCAGAUAUAUUUCGUCUGGGCAAAGGAAUGGAAUACAAACGUAGUAAACAAAUCUCAAUUUA
Molecule: messenger RNA, 895 nt
Organism: Salvia splendens (bonfire salvia)
Lineage: Eukaryota; Viridiplantae; Streptophyta; Magnoliopsida; Lamiales; Lamiaceae
Product: AP-1 complex subunit sigma-2
Exons: 8
Coding region: 153-638 (161 amino acids)
Biological process (GO): vesicle-mediated transport; intracellular protein transport
Cellular component (GO): AP-1 adaptor complex; membrane coat
Molecular function (GO): clathrin-cargo adaptor activity
Source: RefSeq, a predicted model, not a curated record